AAACAAUAUGGUGGUUCUAUUGAUUGUUGAUGUGUGAGACAAGCAACUGUUGCUAUCGGUGAAAAAAAAAUACCUUUCUAUUUUAAACUUCGAAACCAACUUAUAAUCACAAAUUUAUCAAAAUAAUAUAUACCAAUUUUAGAGGGAAAAAAUCAAAUUUUUGGAACGAAGUUGUUUCUUAAGUAACUUCGUUAUUAAUCUUCGCAAGAAACGUCCUAGCAAUGUAAUUAAUUUCUUUAAAUGUUGUUAAUUUUCAACUGAGUGUGAAGAGAUGGCUGCACCAGCUGCAGAUGAUCGAACCGAAUUUUCUACGAUGGAAGAGAAACUUGACAGUUCAGGUGAACUGGUGAAGAGAAUCAAACAAUUAUUCAUUUGUUUGGAACCAUACAUCCAUGAUGCUAGAUCUCUUCAACAAGUUGAAGAAACACUACGACACCUUGAGGAAUAUAACGAUAACUUCCACAGGCUUGGUUUUGUGAAGCAGCUAAGAAGACAGGUAGAAAGCAUUCUUGGUCCAUUGAUAGAUGAAGAGAUAGACAAACAUUCUUCAGAAAUCUCCUUGAAUAGUACCACCAAAGAAGAAGGACUGACACUGGUUGAAAGAAUUACAGAUACCAUAAUUAAUUCAAAGCUCCAUAAAGAAUUUCACAGCAAGUUAAAAGUGAGCUUUUUAAAAGCAUUGGAUAUUCUUCAGAAAAAUUUUGAUUCUGAAUUUGGAGUGAAUAAAUCCAAGAACACUGAGUGUAUUGAACCCUACAGCACCCAGGAAGAUAUUUCUGAUGAAGAAGGAUCUUGUGCAACAUCAUUUAACCAGAGCAGCCUGAUGUUUGUGUGUCACGAAAAGCUGUUAAGUCUUACAAACAAUUUGGUAAAAACAAAGAGUUUAGCAUGCCGCCGGGAAGCUAUGCGAGCAUUGAAGCAAGUAUCGAUGGCAGCUGAUAUAAUUGGCAGUGAUCACUGGUCCUUAAUCAGGCAGCACUUGUUUGAUGUGCUCUGUGAAACUGAUGAACAACUAUCAGCUCUCAGCUUAAAGUUCAUUUCACAUGCUUUCAACAAUAUGAACCCUCACACUAAAGAAAUUUACAACUUACUUGUGGAGUCUUUGAUAUUCCAAAUUCUAUCACAUGAGGAUCAUCCAUCGAUAUCACUACAAAAUGGUUUAAAUGUCAUGGCACCAGAAAUGGUAAAAAUUUUUAAAAUGUUUCGUUUAAUGCACAAGUUUCAACUGGAGGUUCCAAAAUACUGGAUGCGAUAUUCUGAAAAAUUUCUCACUGAAGUCUUAGAAAGUAGCCUCAAGUUAAUUUGUUGCAGCAAGACCAGCAAUGCCAGUAGCCAAACAUCAUUAGAAGCUUUGCAUUUAUUUGCUUUGUUUGACUAUAAAGCAACAUGGUUUUCAAAGUGGAUGCAUGGUGUUUGCAGCCGGGCUCCUUUGCUGAAACUCUUAGAAACUUACCAAUACUUGGUUGAAAAUUCAGUUAGAUAUGUGUUAAACUUUAUUGAAACCAAGCAAAACCAGAAGACAUUAACUCAGUGCCAUCGUCACACAUUUCUGUCAGACUCCUCAAGAUCUCUAUAUUACUCUUCUGACCAACUACAAUAUGCUGUAAUGGUUCAUUCAAUGUCUGUUCUUGGCUGUCUCCUUUUAUUCAAAGCUGGCCGGCAGUUGUUUCCAGUUCAUAUGUUGGACAUGCUCAUUUCUGUCAAUGUAACUCAACUUCUCCUGUUCAUGUGUAAUUUCAUUGUCACACCUAUAUUUCCUUCAGAUAUAUCUCAUUGUGAGUUAGUUGAUCCAGCCCAGCUUGCCACAAACAUCUUCAGGAACCUUGCCAGCAAAGAGGAUGCCUGUGCUGCAUGUCUCUGUAAAAAUGCCGUUACAGAAAGACUUAUCUCACCAAUAUCCCAGUGGCUCAUUUACUACAAGGCCAAUAAUCAACCUCAAGAUAUUAAUGAAGUUACAGUGGUACAAACAGCAAAUAUACUCUGCGAAAUGACUUUGACUUCCUGUGGAAGGAAACAUCUUUUAUAUGGAGAAGAUCAAGAUCUGACAAUAAAGUCAAGGACUGCUGUUGCUCAUCAACUUGCUCAGUUUACUGAGAUUUGCUUGAUGAAUUCAGGAAAUGAAAAAUUUAAUUGGCCAUCUCAGAAGACAGUUGCAGAAACUUUAUAUGUGUGUCGCCUACUGUACAAUACUUGUGAAGGUUUACAUAUCCUACAGAAUUAUCAGCUCCACAACUGCAUAAAAUAUGCCUGGAUUGAGGCCUCUCUUGAAGCUGAGAAUUCUAAGACACCAAUACCAGAAGAAGAUGACAAAGAAAAAGAUACUUUAAAAAGCAACUCAAAAAGCUGUUGGCAGUUGGUUCUUGAAGACAGCUUACUUAGUUUUGCCAAUACUGCUCGAGGUGUUGCUCUCAUCACAAAGGUUGAAGUUAUCGAUAAAUGUGUAGCCAACAUGAAUGAACGUUUUCAGAAACAGCUUCAAGUCAGCAAAUUUGAAAGGUUUGGCUAUGGCACAAUGGUCAGUAAACUUGCUGCAGCUGCACCUGGAAUAACAGCUCUAAAUAAUACAGGAUUUAUCAAGAAUCUCUUAGAAGACACUUGGACAACAUUGGAGUGUGGCACAUCUGAUAUACCACCCACAACCCCUAAACAGUGGAGCACUGAUGUCAUUGACAGAACUAGUCACAAGAAAUUGCGUAACCUAAUUUCAUUGUUGUUUUGCACGGUACCUACUUUUGAAUUGUUGGCUGGAGAAAAGCUUCCAAAAAAGGAUCAAUAUGAUUUCCGGGAAAUCCCAACAACAAUAGCUGAGCUCAUUGAUCGAAUAGUUCUAAUUGACAGUUCAGCAAAAAUUCAUUCAUUAUUCAACUACGAUGAAUCCCAUAUUUUUGGAUUACGUUUUUUAAGUGAUCUCAUCUAUUCUUUGGAUAUCUGCCUCUUGUUGCAAGCUCAGUACCAAUUCCAAGAACUGCUCCUUAAAGCCCAAGAACAACACACUUCACAUAACAGCAGUACCAUCAUCAUAGACAUGAUAUCACUUGAGAGAAAUUACAUUCUUGUCCAAUCAUAUCUUGUUGGUGGACCAACCGAACGCCAGUUACCUCCUCGAACUCUUCAACAGGAUUCAGAUAAUGUUUACUCUUAUCCUUUGUUUUCAAAAUAUCCUGUCCCAGAUGUAUACACACUUCCCAUAACUAAGUCAACCCAGUUAAAAGAUGAUCCUGACUUGCUAAAAUUAUUGCCCUGCCAAGAUGGUCCACCUUCUAUGGAAUGGUUGACUGAAAUGCAGGAAGUAUUUUGCAAUAUUCUCUCUGCUAAACCUCAACAUACACAGCAGACUGUGAACCAGCAACUUCUAGAACGAACUAUAUUAGUGCUACUAGAAUCUACUACAACUGAAGUAUCUCAGACAAUAUCAGAUUUUUGUCCUAAUCUGUCUCCACAGCAACUUCAUGGUAUUAAAUUAGCCAUUCGAUAUGGAGAAAGUCUGGGAUUAUUAUCAGAGGAUGUCGAUAAUGCUGGAAAUCUUGAAUGGCUUUUAAAUCAAGUCUCAGCAUUGCUACAAGCAAAACAGCAGCUACAUUGCAAACUUAAAUGUCUUCAAAGUAACUUCAAAGUGUUUGACUGGUUUGUUGCUUCCAUCUACCUCGUAUUUCAAGGAAAUAAAGAACAAGCUUUGAAGUUAUUAACCAAUAUAUCUCGUUUAACAAUAUCGAAGUUUCUAUGGCCAGUUUAUUCUCUAAUGGUGGUUGAACCCAUAGCAAGUGAGAUAUCUGUCCUUUACUCAACAACAGCUCAUUAUGUUGAUUUCCUAUUACAAAUUGAGUUGCCACUUGUAGCAGCUGCCUUUACAAUGUCUGGAUUUUCUUCUAUUCAGGUUUGUCAGCAAUGGCUCCAGCAGUGUUUCUGGAAUUAUUUAGAUUGGUCAGAUAUUGUACACUACAUAUGUACAUGCUGUGUUCUUGGAGCUGACUACCAAAUCUAUUUAUGUAUUGCAAUUCUUCAUUACCUGCAGACAGAAAUUCUCAGUCGUGCCCAGCAACAAACCUUACUUAUAUUCCUCAAGGAAGAACCAAUUCGUGGAUUUCAUAUCUGUCAUUAUUUGAAUUUUAUGAAAAAGUUGGAAGUCACUUACCGAGACCUGCUUCUGUCCGAAAUGUGUGUUGAAAGAACCAAUAGUAAGAAAAAUGAUAUCAAAUAAUUUGACUUCGAAUUGCAAUGACAAUUCAGAAUGGUUCAUAAGUCAUUUUAAAUUAUUCUAUGGCCAUUGUUUCAACUAUGUCGGUCAGUGAAAACUCAUUGGAAAGAAAAAGUUCAAAGAAUAAAGGGCUGUACAGCUAAAUACAGAUUUAUCAUCAUGUCAGUAUGAUGAUGAUUUCUUUUCAGAAAGAUCUCAUGGAAAUUAUCUUUUUGUUUAAUUUCUGACACUGAUUGGCACAAGGCUGUACAUUUUAGAGGAGGUGGUUUAGUCCAUUGAAAAGAUACCAUUUCAAUGUCUUUAUGUUGUUUCAUAUAUGUACAUAGCAUUUGAUGACAUAUUUUAUCUCCAAAUAUUAGUGAUGAGGUUAAAAACCACCCCUCUAAAUCUUUUCAUGAAUUCUAACAAAUAAUUUAAUUUAAGCUUAUAUAAAGUGAUGACUGAAAGAAAUAUUUAUGAUAGUAUAUGUAUUUGGAAUUUUGGGGUUAGUGCUCUUAACAUUCUGAACUGAAAUCCCUCCAAAUUGUGUGAAUUGGCAGAUCUUCUUCUACAACACGGCAUGUUGCUAAUUAUCAUGGUCCUUUCUCAUUUCCUUUGUGAAAUCCAAUAUCUCGCAUUCCAUCCACUUUCAAUGCUUUGCACUUCUUUAUAUGACUGUCAUUCUUUAUAUGUCCAUUCUCUUUGUCUUUUCUCAUACUCUGCAUCAGAUUCCUUUUGUAUCCAGUUUUUCUCUCUGUGUACUUCAAUUCUGUCAUUCAUGUACACCAAAAUUACACAUCCAGCAGAGCAUACUCACUUCAGUUCUUUCUAGUCUUCAUAAAUCUUCUGCAUUCAAAACCCACAGCUUGUUUCCAUGCAACAUUGCUUUCAUACACAAUCAUCUUACAAUCUGCUCUUUGUUCUAACAGAGAAGUUCUUUGUUAUCAGCAGAGAUUAUAGCUCCUGAGAAUGACAGGCAGAGUCUACAUACUUCAGUAGGAAUCUGAACUGAGAUUGUAAAGGGACAGGAUGUUUAAUCUAACACUUUACCAUUUCUGCCAUUCUACCUACCUAAUACUCCUAAUAAUAGACACAAGGCCAUAAAUUUGCAGGGAGGAGUUAGUUGACUGAAUCAACUCCAGAAUUUGACUAGUACUUUAUUUAUUAACUCCAGAAGGAUAAAUGGCAAAACUGACUUUGACAGGAUUUGAACUCAAAAUGUAAAGAGCUGGAAAAAAUGUUGCAAGGCAUUUUAUAUGACAUAGUAACGAUUCUGCCAAUCUACUACCCUGGCAUUUAUAAUAAUAUUUCAAAUUUUGGCACAAUGCCAGCAAUUUUAGGGGAAGAGCAAAUCAAUUACAUCAACCCUAGCACUUGACUGG
Molecule: messenger RNA, 5556 nt
Organism: Octopus sinensis (East Asian common octopus)
Lineage: Eukaryota; Metazoa; Mollusca; Cephalopoda; Octopoda; Octopodidae
Product: protein broad-minded
Exons: 34
Coding region: 272-4198 (1308 amino acids)
Biological process (GO): non-motile cilium assembly
Source: RefSeq, a predicted model, not a curated record